Messenger RNA from Corticium candelabrum, 1152 nucleotides. RefSeq lists its product as uncharacterized. Bases 1 to 1152 code for a protein of 383 amino acids. The record is from RefSeq and is a predicted model, not a curated record. The transcript is spliced from 4 exons. NCBI's taxonomy places the organism in Eukaryota, Metazoa, Porifera, Homoscleromorpha, Homosclerophorida, Plakinidae.
AUGUAUGACAUGUCUGGUACAAGUCAAAAUAGACAAUCACAAUGUCUACACAGGGAGGUACCGUUUGGAUCUGAGUUUGUAGUAGAAGCUGACAUGGUUGAGAAAGUCAUUCAGUCUCUGAGGGGCAAUAAGGCUCCUGGUUCGGACAAUAUCUGUGAGGAACACUUGAUGUAUGCCCCAGUUUCUAAGAUUGUAGAACUUGUGUUAGCGGAUAUGUUACGAGAAACUAUAGAUUAUUUCAAUAUGAGAGGAUCUCCUGUAUUUUCUUGUUUUAUGGACGCCUCUAAAGCUUUUGACAGGAUCAGUCAUGAUAAAUUGUUUGGCAUCUUGGAAGAUCGAGGUGGUGUCCUUUCACCAUUAUUGUUUUCUAUUUACAUCGACGAUCUAUUGCUAAAGAUUAACAGGUCGGGAUAUGGUUGCAGUGUUGGAAAAGUUAAUAUAGGAGCAGUAGCAUAUGCUGAUGACAUCUGUCUCUUAUCUGAGUCCUCAUAUGGCUUACAACAAUUACUACAUAUUUGUUCUACAUUUGCUGUUGAGAGGCACUUAGUGUUUAAUUCUUCUAAGACAAAGUGUAUUCGUUUUGUCUCCAGUAGAGCAUCAUGGUUGUCAACUUUGCCACUACCUAAGCUGAUUCUCGAUGGGAAUAUCCUGGACUUUGUUCAAAGCUGGAAACAUCUCGGGCAUAUUCUGUGCGCUGAUAUGAAAGAGUCAUUGUCAAUUGAGUUUGAAAUGAAGAGGUUUUUGUCGUCCUUCAACUCCUUUUACCAUCAAUUUAAAGGAGCCACUCCGAUUGUGUUAUGUUGUUUAUUACAAGCAUUUUCAGCUGUGUUUUAUGGGUGUCAGUUGUGGUGUUGCAGUGAUAGUCAACUACAUAAAGUACGUGUAGCGUGGAAUGAUGAUAUAAGAAAAAUUUGCAAUGUCAGAAGAAAAGGAUGUCAUGUCGAUACAAUGAUUAAUUCCACCGAUCUUUUGCCUUUGCCCGAGAUGCUGAGGAAACGAAAGCUACAGUUUUUGUCUUCUCUAAUUCAGUCUGAGAACAGUGUUAUCGCGUACAUUUCGUCUCCUGUGUAUAAUUCUCAGCAGUCAUCCUUUUUACUUCAUGUCGGGAAUGGGAAUUGCAUUACUGCCAAAGCCACACCAUGGUACUGUUGA